UCAAGAACUACAGGAGUACCACUGUCUUUCCUUAUUUGAAUGAUUUGAAGCUCAUGAGGGAUUUCCAUUCAACUACGUUUUUGUAAAAGUGUCAGGAAAAAUAUAAUAUUUAACGAAAUAUAUAUAUAUAUAUAGAUAUAUAUAUGUUUGUCCCAAAAACAAAAUGGGAUCAAGAUAGAUUCCCUAUAUAUGCUUAAUUCCCAUCCCAGAAUGGGAUCUAUAUAAUAUAUAGUAUAUAUAUAACAUGAGUUUUGUUAAAUAAAUCAGCGUGUGUUAGAGCAUUCCCAUUCGGUUCUCCAUCCCCCCGUUUCCCUAUUAUUUGUUGAAAGUUUUAGAGUUUUCUCUAAAACCCUCCCUCCAUCCAAUUCCCUAAAAUGGGGUUCUAAUUUUCGGGGUGUACAGGAAAUUCCCAUCUUUGGGGACCUACUGUACAUCCCCAAAUCCCAUUUCCCUAUCCUGUCCCGCGUUCAUCCCUCUCGACGGUUGGUGCUCCAAUAAUCGUCUCUCCUGCUAGGAAAUCGGUAUUUUACUUCUCAUUUUCUCACCCUUGUUAAUUUCUUGCAUGUUUCUUGAUGAUGAAACAUCUAAUGCUUUGGAACCGAUGUUUGGUUGGUGUGAAAAGUCAUAGGGUUUUCUUGUGGCUAUUUCCCUGGGUUAUCCGUUUGGUUGCUGUGAAAAUUUCUGUUCGGUGAAGGGAACUUUUUUCAUGAGUUACCUGUUUGGUUGCUGUGAAAAUAGACUGGACCUUUGCUUUGAUUUUUUCCUGAGCAACCCGUUUGGUUGCUGUGAAAAUGUGAACCGGGCAUGGUGUAAUAUUUUCUUGAGUAACCCGUUUGGUUGCUGUGAAACCGAAUGAGGUCUGGCUUGCGUUUUGAUGAAUGGUGCCCCUGUUUGGUUGGUGCGAAUUUCAAAAAAUGUUUGCUGCCCUGUUUUUUCUUCUGUGAUUGUUUGGGAACCCCGAAAAUCAUCCAUGAUGUUUCUGUCAUAUUUUCCUUUGGCUAUUGUUUGGUUGCUGUGAAAAUGUAUACUCUUUUCCUGUGAUGAUUAUCUAGCUCACAUGUAUUGUUUGGUGGGCCAGAAUAGAUUUAUGAUUUUGAAUCUUUGAUGAUCCAAGAUUGGUUUUCAGUUGCUGUGAACAUCUUUGCUUGAUGAAUUUCGGAUCUAGAUUUUUUUCCAUAUCUUUUUCCUUCAAAGCAUGCUUCUUGGGCUGCUGUUUCUUGGUCUUUCAUAUCCAAUGUUGAAUUUGCCCCUAAAUAUUGUGAUCUCUCUUCUAAAUUCUGUUUUCAUUAUGCAAUUUAUAAAAAUACAUUAUGCAAUCUUUGUAACCUGUGAUUAUUUGAGAAGACAAUUAAUUCCACUAUAACUACUUUCUAGAUUUUAAUUUUUAUCUCUGAUUAGAGACUUGAAUGGAUUAAUUCCAUACGUGGUGGACAUUUGAUUUUUAUCACAUAUAUAAUAGUUGAUCAUACUUUUAUUAAAUCUUGUUGGAAAUGCAAGAAUGCUUUUUAUGUGUAAUCUUAAAUUGAUGGAUUUUUAUUGGUGCUCCAAUAACAUGCUGCUAUUAAGAACUUGCUCUUGGUCCUUUAACAUGUUGUAUUCGGCCCCUUUAAUUUAGUCUCUUGCUCUUGUUUGUUAUUAAGAACUUGUGUUUGGAAAAUACAUUUUUUGGGCUUUCGGACUCCUAUUUUUUAAUAUAAUUAGAGAGUGGAAUUUCUCUCCACAUAACUCUAUAUUAUGGAAGGUAUUAAUAGCCCAACAUGCUCAUAACUUUAUGCUUGAAUUGAUGGAAUAUUGCAACUGUCCUUGGAAUAAAAUCGUUUGCUCAUUUUGAUGUUCAAUUAUGGGUCAUUGCAGUGUUGCGUAUCUCGCAGGGGAGAGGGUUUAUAUUAGGCUGUGAUGAUGGUGUUAUAGUGCGGGUUAUGUCAGAAGUGUGUAUGGGGCCCCAUCGAUAUGGUGGGGUAAUUCUCACCCGAAUUGCCAUAUUACAGUUUGUGGUACUUUCCACAAAAGGCAAUCGGGGUUCGGGUGAGAUUUUGCAGCCAUUCGAUGUUGGGCUCCUUGCUUACACAUGGUGUCAAUAUUUACACCAUUCUGAGCCUUUUUAAUUAUUUAUAUAUUUGAUAUGGAUGUAGAAUCGGAUGGGGAUGCUCGUAUUUAGGAUUAUUUUGUUUUGCAUGUUGUUUGGUAUUAUGGAUUAAUUGAGUUAUAUUAUGUGUAAACUAAACCACAAGGCUGUGAUGAUGACAACCGUUUGUGGGGAUACAGGAAAUUUAAUGGUCAUUUCCCCAAUGGCUAGGUAAUCAGGACGGCCAAUAAGUAUUGGCAACCGGUUGUUUUGGCCAUUAGUGGGUGGCCAACUUUCCAAGAUCAUACCAAACGGUUUCUGAGCCAUCCACUCGGACUAACACCCCAAACUUUCUAAAUUUCAUUUCUAACAUUUUCAAUGCAUUUUUAGCAAUGGAUUCACAAGACUGUGGACAUAUGUACUUCACGAACUCCUAAGUCAAGAUCCUCAACUCGAGCUCACUUAUGGUGGGCAAUGUGAAACAUCUCCAGUGACCCUUGAUGACUCUCCACCUCAACCCUCUAACGAGCCUAUCGGCAUUAGGAAAUCAGUGAGGGGUGCGAAUUUCACCCCCGAGGAAGACAAGUUACUUGUAUCCGCAUGGCUAAAUUGUAGCCUUGAUGCCGUCCAGGGAACAAAUAAAAAACACUCCCAGUUUUGGAAAAAAAAUUUUGAGUACUUUCAACAAUUUAAAGAAACCACAAAUGAGCGGACAAUAAAGUCUUUAAUUCACCGGUGGUCGGUGAUCCAAAAGGCCGCAAACAAAUUUUGUGCGAAACUAGCCCAAGUUUAAGGGUUAAAUCAAAGUGGCAUGACCGAGCAAGACAAGUUUGAAAAAGCGAAGGUUAUGUACCAAUCGCUAGAGAAAUGCUCAUUCCAAUUUGAGCAUUGUUGGCACCUAUUGAAGGACCAACCUAAGUGGAUUUGGCGCACGACAAAGGAGAAUCCAAAGCAGAAGAAGACGAUAUCCCCAUCCCCGACCCCAACUCGAUAUUCUGGAGCUACAGUUGAUUCAGUUUUUUAUCUCGAGGCGGACCAUGUGAUGGAGAAUGAAGUUAUCGAGCCCGACCGACCAAUUGUAAGGAAAGCUGAGAAAGGAAAACGAAAGGCCCAAGGCCAGCAUGCAGAGGAGAACUUCCAACUCAGGAAGAUGAAGCAUACUCUGUUGGAGGAGUCACGCGCUCAGGAGAAAGAGUUUUUUCGUCUUAAAGCCGAGAAGAUGGCGUAUGACAAGGAAGUGGAGGCCAGAAAAUUAUGUCAAGAGGACGAACGGCUUCGGUUGGAGGCGGAGAAAGUGGAGCUCGGGAAGAAGGAAUCAGAUCAGCGCAUUAUGAUGAUGGAUGUGAGUGUCAUGUCAUAAUUGCAGCGUGAGUUUUUCCAGCAACUCCAGAGGGAGGUCAUGGCGAGACGCAGUCGGUCCGACGAUUUGGAUUGAUUUAUUUGUAUUUGAUUUCUUAUUUUAUGUUUGUAACAAUUAUAUGUGUAAAAAUACAUGUAAUUAAUCUUUUUUGUAUUUGAUAAUAUGGGAACUAUGAUAGGGUUAUGCAAUUAAUGACUCAAUGACAGUUUCAGAAACAAACUUGA
Molecule: messenger RNA, 3649 nt
Organism: Carya illinoinensis
Lineage: Eukaryota; Viridiplantae; Streptophyta; Magnoliopsida; Fagales; Juglandaceae
Exons: 2
Coding region: 2877-3425 (182 amino acids)
Source: RefSeq, a predicted model, not a curated record